Messenger RNA from Triticum turgidum subsp. durum (durum wheat), 1419 nucleotides. Lineage: Eukaryota; Viridiplantae; Streptophyta; Magnoliopsida; Poales; Poaceae. The record is from the annotation of a GenBank genome assembly.
AUGGAAGAGAGGAGUGUUUUGACCCAGCGUUAUGAAAUCGGGAGGCAAUUAGGACAAGGCACCUUUGCAAAGGUAUACUAUGCUCGCAAUCUAGCAAAUGGUCAGUCUGUUGCCAUAAAAAUACUCGAUAAGGACAAGAUCUUGAAGGUUGGUCUGGUGGAUCAGAUAAAGAGGGAGAUCUCGAUAAUGAGAAUUGUAAGGCAUCCGAAUGUUCUGCAGCUUUUUGAGGUAAUGGCUACCAGGAGCAAGAUUUACUUCGUUCUGGAGUACGCUAAAGGCGGUGAGCUUUUCAACAAAUUAGCCAAGGGGAAGCUUAGUGAGGAGGGGGCAAGGACAUAUUUUCACCAGUUGAUCUCUGCUAUAGAUUAUUGCCACAGUAGAGGUGUUUACCAUCGUGACUUGAAGCCUGAAAAUCUACUAGUGGAUGAGUAUGGGACCCUUAGGGUCUCUGAUUUUGGUUUAAGUGCGCUAACCAAGUCAAAGUGGCGAGAUGGUCUGCUCCACACCGCAUGUGGAACUCCGGCUUAUGUUGCUCCGGAAGUGCUCAGCAGGAAAGGCUACAAUGGUGCAAAGGCAGAUGUAUGGUCUUGUGGAGUGAUUCUGUUUGUUCUUGUUGCCGGUUAUCUUCCUUUCCAUGAAAGAAACCUUAUGGAGUUGUAUAGAAAGAUUGCUAAGGCUGAGUACAGAUGCCCUCGUUAUUUUUCCACUGACCUGAAGGAGCUCCUUAGUGGGAUCCUUGAUCCAGAUCCUAAUACUAGAAUGUCCAUCGCAAGGAUAAAGAGAAGUCCUUGGUAUAGGAAGCCGGUUGAGAGAACACCACUGAGAAAAGACAAGACUUAUGCGAGCGAAGCUGCUGCGUCUGGCCUUCCAUGUCGCAAGAGUUCCGAUGGACCGGCGAGCAUGAAUGCAUUUAAUAUCAUUUCCCUCACUCCUGGGUUCGAUCUAUCUGGUUUGUUCGAUGAAAGAUAUAGCCAAAGGGAGGCACGAUUUGCUUCCAAUGAGCCGCCAGCAGCUGUAUUUGUGAAGCUGGAGGAACUUGCCCAACGCAUGAAGCUUAAAGUUACAAAGAAAGACAAUGGAGCGAUGAAAUUGGCCGCGCCGAGGGAAGGAAAGAAGGGUACUCUUGAGUUUGAAGCAGAAAUCUAUGAGCUCGCGUCGUCUUUUCUCUUAGUCGAGUUGAAGAAGACCAAUGGUGACACUAUGGAGUACCAGAAACUGUUGAAAGAAGACAUUAGGCCGUCACUCAAGGACAUUGUUUGGUCAUGGCAUGGCGAUGUUCAGCAGCAGGCACAGCUACCUCAGGAUCCACAGUGGCCACCACCGCAGCAGGCACAGCAACCUCAGGAUCGACAGUGGCCGCCGCCGCUCCCACCACAGCGGUUAGAACAUUUAGCUGCAAAUGCCCCACCGCCACAAUAA